AUGGCCGCACGACCCAUUACCUCCACAGUCGUUAAAACCAACUCAGCGCAAGUCACGGCGGUCAUCGCUCUGGUUCUCGCGCUGUCCGCGACGUGUACGAGGCCCGUCGCCGCGUCGUUCUGCGCGGACUACGUGAAGGCGUUCAAAAGCCCCACGCUUGCGUCCGUUGACGACAUCGUCCUAACCGGGUACACGGGCCGGUGGUACGAGAUCGGGUCGACUGCGAGUUUCCGGUUCACGUUCGAGCUAGGGCUGACGUGUACGACGGCCAACUACACGGCCAAGGGGGUCACGGCCAGCGGCCGCACCAAAGUCAAGGUGGUAAACCGCGGCAGGCGAAGCGUUGCUCUCCCGCGUCGCUCGCAAAUCUUCACCACCUCGUUAAACGCCAAUCGCAUCGCCAGCAAUCUCAGGAUCGUCUGUGGGGCCGCCAACACCGCCACCACAGCGAGCGCUCAAGCACAAACCCUCCUCUCCGCGAAUGCCGCCACGAACAGCACUGUUGAAUCCCUCGCUGUGGCCGAUAAACUCGCUGCAUUUGCCACGUCAGUGUCGUCUGAUGCGGAGAUGAUCGACAAUGCAUUGAGGGAUUUCCAGACAGAGGCCGACAAGCUGAAUAAACGCGGGCAGCCCAAGGGGUUCAGCGCCUCCAAGGGAAAAAUGCUCAAAUCCAUCUCUAACAUCCAGGGCGCGGCAGGGCGAAUUCUCCAAGCGUCAUUCACAGGGAAGACUGCGGCACAGGGGCUGUCUGGCGCGCUGAGAGCCAUGGGUGGGCAGGGUGCAGAGACUGCUGCGAACGGGCUGGGGUCGCUGGUGGGGAACACGAGGAUAAUGUUUGCUGCCACCAGCAUUGUGCGGCUAGCUACAGUCAUGGUCGCACCCACGGUCGCCAUGGUGCCAUCGCCUCUCAGAAGCCUUUCGCAAGGUUUCGCUCGCGGCAAGGCCUUGCAAAGCAAGAAGAAUCCUGGCCGGCUCUCGGUGACCUUCUUUGGGCCAUCACCAACGACGCCCAACUACUCUGUGUUCAACGUGCAAGGAACUGCAUCGGGCUACACCCAAGCAACUGUUGUUGACACCAGUGGAGGCGAGGCCACCAUCUGGCUUCUGGCUCGCACACCUACAAUUCCGCAGUCCGAGAUAGAUGCUGCGUUGGCGCUUGUUACUGCUGCUGGAGGUCGGUGGUACGAGGUCGCGUUGACAGCGCGGUUCCACUACGAGAGGGAGGUGGGGCUCACGUGCACCACGGCGGAUUACACGCCCAAUGGGGAGGUCAACGGGCAGAAGCGAAUUAAGGUGCUCAACCGCGGCAAGCGCAGCAUUGCCUUCGCGCGGCAAGCACAGGUUCUACUAUCCUCCACAAACGCCGGCCGCAUCGCCACCAACCUCGGGAUUGUCUGCCGAGUCGCAUAUAACGCAGCCAAAGCGAGCGCGCAGGCCCAGGCCCUCCUCGCAGCCAACGCCUCCGCGGAAGCCGCCACAAGCAGCGUCGGCGCAACCUCAGGCCCGCUCGCUGCAGCCAAUCAGCUUGCAGCAUCUCUCGCCUCAUUGUCGUCUGACGCGGAGAUGAUAGACAACGCCGCGAGGGACUUCCAGACGGCGAUGAGCACGAUGAAUGAGCGGCCGAAUCCCAAGGAUUACAGCAAAGCCAAGGGCAAGAUGCUCAAGUCCAUCUCCAACAUCCAGGGCGCUGCUGGGCGGAUCUUCCAGGCGGGGUUCACUGGGAGGACUGCAGCGAAGCAGCUCAGCGGAGUGCUGCAGUCCCUGGGCGGACAGGACGCCAAGACUGCUGCGAGCGGGCUGCAGUCGUUUCUGGGCAACACAAGGCUGCUGUUCGCAUCCACGAGCAUAAGCAGGCUCGCCACGGCGAUGGUUCCUGUCGUGCUCUCCAUGGUGCCCUCCCCCUUCUCCCGCGUGGGUCAGGGUGGCUUUCCACGCGCCAAGGCCAUCCAGAGCAAGAGCAAUGUGAGCGCUAUUGCCGUCUCCCCAUCCCCUCAACUGCAUGUAUUUCUUGCUCUUUCGGCAUAG
Molecule: messenger RNA, 2025 nt
Organism: Closterium sp. Naga37s-1
Lineage: Eukaryota; Viridiplantae; Streptophyta; Zygnematophyceae; Desmidiales; Closteriaceae
Source: the annotation of a GenBank genome assembly